Molecule: messenger RNA, 498 nt
Organism: Penicillium diatomitis
Lineage: Eukaryota; Fungi; Ascomycota; Eurotiomycetes; Eurotiales; Aspergillaceae
Exons: 2
Coding region: 1-498 (165 amino acids)
Source: RefSeq, a predicted model, not a curated record
AUGGUCGCACAACUAUCCUCGUCUAGUGAUCCUCUUCGUGAUCAUACAAGCACAGAGAGCACUCGCACAACAGAUCGUUUCCUCGACCGCGGCAUGGUCGUCCUAAAUCGUCGCAUUCUGGGAUCGAGCGAGACCUUUGGCGAUCAGUGGCAGGUUCUGGUGCUAGGACAGGAAGUGAAGAAGAGCGAUUCCGAGAAAAGGGAAAAAGAGAGUGUCAUUCACUGGAUCAAAAGCUCGCGAAGUGGGCGAUUCUGUGGCGCCAAAGUCAAGUCCACCGGGGAAAAUCUGUUCCGUUUGCGAGAGCAUGACUUGGUGGAUGCGUUGGAUAUGCUGAAGAAGACACCUCCUGUGCCGGCGAAAGAGAUCGUGGAAGAAUUGCUCAGAAGAGAAGAUACACGGGCGUCAAGACCAACGUAUCUGUCCGAACAACAUAAUGAGAUGAAAGCGAAUAGCGGACAGCUUUCCUGGGGAUACAUCUUCACAAAUAUCGACCACUAG